AUGCGCACUGCGCGCCCCGCUGCUUUCCUUUCCAGCAGCUGCUCGGAGGAGCCGGAAUUCCAACAUGGCAGUAUCGGUGGUGGUCAGUCUCACCCGCAGCAACUUGGAGCGGCUCCAGAACACCAGCGACUGAGACCGGGGCUGGACGGAGCGGAAGUCUCGCGCGCUUCACCGCCGGUCGCCAAAAAGCGCAUGACGGCUCCGGUGUGUCCGGGCACAAACAGCGACAUGAUGAGCAGUGUAUAUGGCGUGACAAUGCAGUGGGCCUCUGAGCAGCCGCAGUGGGCGGAGCAGCACUAUGACAUCACAUCCACCACUCGUUCACCAGCCCGCAAGUUCGAACCUUUCCGCAGUCAAAGGUUAACCAGUUCGUCUUCAGGUGCAUCCUACCACCAUUCCUGGGCUAACGAUGACAUCUCAGCGCUGACUGCCUCCAACCUGCUAAAAAGAUAUGCAGAACGUUACUCCACCAUUUUAGACCUCCCCUGCGAUAAUGGACUCAUCGGCUACCCGGACCCUACCAUUUCUGCCAGUGUAAAUGCACCCAGCGUAGUUAACAGAGCUCCAACCUUGCUUACAGGGAGAAAACUCGAGGCAGAGCCUUGGCUCGAGAGCGUAUACCCUCCACUGGGCUGCGUCCCAGAACUAGUCCCCAAAGCACCCUUGACUGUAUCGGACAUGCCUGCGAGUGUGGGAAGCUCCCCUGGUGUUGGAGCUGGUAGCUUGCCAGAGCCCAGUUUCUCCAGCAGUAACUGUGCUAGCCAAACUAGUGCCCAGGAGUACAGCAGCACCCUUUAUAGUUCCCCUUACUUGCACUCUGUGGGCUCCUAUAAUGCGCCACUUCUCCACCCAGUUGCCUCCCAUCCCAACUUGGUGCCAACUUAUGGUGCUAACGCCUCACCCAGCCUUCCAACCUAUGGCUACCCAAGCACCGGAUACCCCUAUAGUCCUCCGUCCCCAUCUGCCGCCUGCCUUUCUACCAGCAUUGCACCAGCUACACCUCUGCCAGCAUCCAGCAUGAGUGGCUACUCUUACCCAACACCCAGUUUGGCACCACUGCCUGCAAGCGUUGCAGAUAAUGGUUCCCCAAGUUCGGACAGCCUCGGCAAGCCCUAUUAUUCAGCUGGACAAGGUGACAUAAGGGCAUUUGAGGAGUUUGGCUUCGGGGGUACUUCAAAUUCAGACAGUCAGACAACAAGCAGUCCACUGUACCGGCCACCGCGGGGAAACGAGGGGCAUAAGGGAAACGGAUACGAGCAGUCGAGCGAUGCACCGUCACUGCUCUUUAAACCUACCAAUCCCAGUGACUCUCUACGUAGCCUUGAGUCUCUCGCUCAAGGUACUGCUGCAUCCGGACAGUGCUUUGCGGCAACAUCCUGCUCAGCCACCUCAUCAAAUCUGUACUCGUCUGUCUCGUCACACGCGCACCUUUGCCUCGACACACACACCCCCUGUUGAAUCCUCACCCUCUGAAAGGGCAGUCAAAGGAUUUUGUGUUGGUGUUUUGGCUCUGAGGAUGUGCACCGGCACCUGCUCUGUAUGGUGGUGUCGUUUGAGCACGGCUGUAGGAGGUUGUUCAAUCCAUGGACGUAUACUCCUUACACACACUUACACAUGUUGGCCUGUGGUUUGUGCUUGGAAUGGGCUGUCCAUAGAGACUACACAGAGUAAGAAGUAAAACUCAUGGAUCUGUAACCAGACUGAACAUGCUCUGUUUGGAGGUGCUGAAUAAAGGACAAAUAGGGACCACUGGCUGGAGACACACACACACAUACAGCAUAAGCAGCGUAACAGAAUAAGCAGUACCUUGAAAAACUCUCAAGCUCCUCACGAGGACAAAGGAGAUGAAUGAACAAACAGAACGCUGUUGAAAAGUGGGAUGCAGAGCUAGACACUGAGGAAUGAGGUUAAAGAAUGUACUGUAUGUGAGUGAUGAAUAUGCAGUAUACUGUAGAGGUCAUGGAAGCUCAGAGGCAUCAUUACCUAUCGUUAGGUCUGAGUUUUUCUCCUUUCCAGCCUUGGCAGUCUCCACGCUUUCAAUUUGUUAAAGAACCAGUUUUGGCAAGAAAUCAAAUGUGCCCGAUUUCCCACUGACCCUAAUUGUAGUUGUAAUCCCAGUCAAGUAUGGUCCCCAGGUCUAUGAGGCUAAUGUACCUAACAGGAAUUAGAAGCAUCAUAUGAUAUUGAGAAAUUCUAUGGUCAUGCUGCACUAUUUAUUAUUAAAUCUUAUUAUUGGAAAGUAUCGCAAAUUAAAGCUCAUAAUUGGAAUUGAAAAAACGAAAAGAAAAAUCGAAUAAGGUCUAUUUUAAUGCCUUGCCUUUGCCUACAUUAGCAAGUAACAAGAGGGACAGGCAACUAUUUAUUUUCUUUGUAUGUGUUUAAAAAAGAGAGAUUAAUUCAGCCAAAGCAACAGCAGUAGUGCUCGCUCUUCACCCACAAGUGACAAAAGUUACAAGUGACAUGAGUGAUUUAUCACUCACAGGUUCAAAUCCGUCUGAAAGUUUGUUAGGUCGCUCCAGGCACUUUGUGUUUCACACCUAACUUUGUAUAGAAUACUAGAGAGAAUGGGUAGAAGACUGGAUUGACUCUACAUUGCCUCAUUCAUGCACACUUGCGGAAUGUCAGCCAUGUUUUUGCCUCAAAUUGUGCAAAAGUCUUGAGCCACCAAUUUUUUUUUCAUAUUAAAUAAAAAUAAAUGAUGUAGAUUAAAUUGAGGAAACAAGAACAAAUGUUUUACUGUGACAGGCUGCAAAAGUGCACGUUGAUACAAUAAAAAAAAAGUGGUUGUUUAUGUACUGUAACAACCUCAGCAGCAACCUCGUUUCCCCUCUCGUCUGUUCCUACGGCACACGUCAGCAUCACCAGCCUGAUCAUGUCAUCAUUUCUCACUGGUUCACGCCUUAAGCUAGAUGUUUUUUUAAUGCUUAAAUGGUUCAUAGGCUUCCUCCGAAACUGCUCAGGAACAGGGACUGGACUGUAAAUGAAAGACGAAAAGCUAUUGCUCAAGGACUAUGUUCAAAAUACAAGGAAGUCUGACUCCUUGGAAGCACCAUAUGAAGUAAUGCCAGGGGCUCAAGACUUUUGCACAGUACUAUAGUUCUAGCUUGGAUUGAUUUUGAGCUAGAUCUGAUUUGGACGCUUAAUCCGAAUUCAU
Molecule: messenger RNA, 3154 nt
Organism: Clarias gariepinus (North African catfish)
Lineage: Eukaryota; Metazoa; Chordata; Actinopteri; Siluriformes; Clariidae
Product: fidgetin
Exons: 3
Coding region: 1-1458 (485 amino acids)
Source: RefSeq, a predicted model, not a curated record